AUGAAUAAAGAAAAGGAUAACCAAGAACUAUUAAUAGGAAAGGAUUGGGAAGGAAACCAAAUUCAUAUCCAUAAUAACGAUCUUCACAAAGCAGAAUAUGUUGAUGUUUAGGCUAUGUUAAAUGAUACGCUUGAUAAAUUGGACAAAAUAGAGAAGAUAGAAAUAUUUAUGACGUUCCUCAACUUUACAACGAAAGCUUUGUGUCUCUAUCUUGUCCUGAUUUAUUAUGACACAGUCUUCAAAUAUGAUUCUCUCUUGCUAUUCAGUUAUCUCCUUUAUGCAUUGCUUGAAUUAGUUGCCUUUGGAGCAGCAUUUGCAGUAGUUUUGAGUGCCCGAAUUAUAUCAGCCUUAUUGGGAGUGAACGUAUUCUAUUUAGGUAACACAUACGCUAUGCUUAGACAGCUUCAUUUAUUUACCCAUUUUGUAUUCUGUAUUCAAGUUCUGCUUUGUGGUAACAUUUCUUGUGUAAUCAUUAACCGUUGUGAUCUUUUCUAAGUUUUCACAUUGGAUAUUCCCCUUAGUUCUAGUAUGAUUAGAGAUAAUAAUAAUGAUAGAUAGCCUCACUCUUCGUAACUCUCAUAUUACAAGUUAGUCGAUUGAUCCUGAUGGUUGGAGGGAAGGUUAGUUCCAUUUCGAAGUGUUUUGAUACCAAUUGGAUAUUUAAGAUAUUGGCUCCUGAGAAUUGGUAGAAGGUAUGCUAUUUGAUCCUAUGAAUAAUGCAGAGUUACCAACUCACAAGGAAUAUGCUCUAUCAAUUUUUGAAUAUCUUCGAAGAACUCAAUCCGGAGUACAAGGAAUUCAUUCAGAAAGGGUACAAGUACUAGAAGUAAGUGAUUGAGUUGAAAGAAGACAUCUAAUGGGCGAAGGAUUUCAUCAAAAGAUCCAUAAUAGAAAAUAACGAUGUACCAGGCAAUCCUUCUUCAAACAAAUAAUCUCUUGUCAUAUAAUCAUGA
This is a messenger RNA of Paramecium octaurelia, 953 nucleotides long. NCBI's taxonomy places the organism in Eukaryota, Ciliophora, Oligohymenophorea, Peniculida, Parameciidae. The record is from the annotation of a GenBank genome assembly.